CCCCAGCGUGCAGGUGAAGACACAACGCAACACCUCCCGUGUUGUUGUGUUUUGAAGGCGAGCAGUACCGCGACGAAAGCCAGCCGGAUCAUCGGGCAAACUCCGGAUUCACACCCACCCACCAAAGACACUUUUGUGUCCCGAGGCAGUCGGACGAAGCUUCCCUGUCGAAAGCCGAAUGCGUGCAUAAUGGGUCUCCCAAGUUGUGGGCGAAAAUGUAAUAAAUCAAGAAAUGAGGAUGAGGGAUGCGUUGUACAAUCUACACAUUAAAAAAGGAGACAAAUCCAAACUUCUAGUAUAAAAUCAACCCCAACCAUUUUCACCCAAUGAGAAGUGAAACGAGGGACUUCAUUGCUAUAUUAAGCUUUUAGUCCAAAGCUAUUUUAUGCUAGUUUCCUGUUCAUAGUCAAGUUACGAAUAAACUGGAUAUUAUAAAUCAUUUCAUUUUGAAUACGCGAAAAUAUCUUGCGAUUACGUCAUAAUUAUUGAAACAUCAGCUUAACGCUCAUUUAGCAAUCAACACUAAACGACCCAAAACAACCGUAUUCCCCUGUAUAUGAAGAUUUUGAAGACCAACAUUACAAGUAAAAUACCGCGGACUUACAAUGGAAAUUACCCAAAUUAUAAUGAUACAUUGUCUAAGUCACUAGAUUACAAAAAGCAGUCUCCUAUAUCAUGUUGUCUCUUUCAGCUUCAUUAUUACACUAGCUCCGACCAACUGCUUCUUAAGAAAACGCCCAAUCAAUUAUUUCUCGAUGUAAUGUUUUGUUCGCGUAUAUAACAUGCUUGCAAACUUAAGUUGUAUAUCUAUUCUCUACAAGGUGCAUGUGCAGACUAAACGUCUUCGACGCGAUCGGUAGUUCUCGUUUCGUGAAAAGGGAAUACAUGAACACCAAUGAGUGCAAUUUUGAAAUACUAUGGUGCUCAGUAGGCCUAAAUGUUUUACUUCGGAAAGUCUCAAGUAAACACUAAAAUGCAAGCUCUCGCUCAAAGAAAUUAGUUUCCCUAUCUUUUCUUUAAAAUUUUGGACAAUACAGGAGAACUUGCUACCUCAAUUGUGUGAAUGGUCGCAAUCAGCAACAUGCGACCAUUUUUGCGUCCCAAAGGGCACUCGUUAUGAAACCGGGCAAAUCCCGUGGUAAUUGCAGAUGUGCCUCAGAAAAUGAGCUGGAGAUUUAGAGACUUGUCGGAAGAAGCCUCACUAGAAAAUGCAACGACUCGUCGCCGUAAUUUUCAACGACUUGUAAGGAUGAGUUCACUUUCGCUGAUUGCGUCUUAGUGUGUUCAUUUACGUCUACCGUCGUCGUUUGGCUCAUUAUCCGCACGAUAUUGCGACUGAGAGUAUCGCAAAUCUCACUGCCACUUCAUUCCCCACUUCAAUUAGUCGAUCACUGGAAGUGAUCAUUUCCAACAGGCUUAUUAUGACUGAACUGAAAUUUUUUGCACGACCGACACAUUUGAAUAUAUAAGGUCAUGCUUUUAUGUGGUGGGUUUAUUAUGAGAUCACCGCACAUAGGGUGAAGGUACAGGAACUCCUUGGUUUAUUUUGGCUUGAUGUACUGCUGGUUCCACUCUCGGUUGAUGUAUUGUUAUUGGUUGUUAUCUAUUAUUGUUUAUAUUGAUGACUGUGUUCAUAAGUUUGAAAGUAUUCCCUUAUUCUCGGUCGAAUUGUCUAAAGAGCUCCCAUUGCAAUCGAGCUUUCUACUACAUUUCUGAAUUCUGAGGACACCGUUUGAUUCACCAUAAUAUUGGGUCCCACAUCAGUUUCCACAUUUCAACCAUCAUCCGAAUGUCUCAUCGGUGGCGUAGGUCCUAAAUCUGGGAAUGGGGUGGGGAUGACUUGAAAAUUGCCCGGCCGUGGAAAUUAAAAAAAAGAAAAAAAAAACAAAACGGAGGAGGAGAUUGCUGAACCUCAUACGACUCUAGAGGGCGCUUUAGUGAUUUUGUACUCCCUUUUCAGUAGACCUACAACUGGAUGUAUUUUGGCUGUGCCGAAAUACGAAAAAUACCUCAAUAUCUGCCCAUAGUUCUUACUAAGAAAAUGUACCGGUAUGUGUGUGGGUGUAUGUACCUGGAGGUGUUCAGUAGCCCAUCCCCUCACCGCUCCAGGGUUUAUGUCCCUGUGUCUCAUUCUCUUUCUUCAUGGAACACAAUUAUUGUAUGUACCUUCUCUCCUCAAAUGCAAAUUUAUAUUCCAGAGGAGCUGAGCCAAAAUCAGAUUUUAAAUUCAACUAACUAAGAUUAGUGUAGCAAUCGGCCAUAAGAGAAUACAGGGGAUCCCCCUCUUUUUGGAGGGGGGUCUUAAAUAAAACGUGCUCUUUUAAACAUUUCAUUUCUACCACUUAGCUAACUUGACGUUACAAAUUUUCAUAAGUCUGGGACUGACUGAUGAUCGCUCGCCAGUACAGAUUCGACUCCAGGCUUAUACACGUAUCCAACUACACUGCACAUGUGCAUCCAUUUCUGCGCACGCUAAGUGUGUACCUAGCCUGCGUGUACAGGAAUUAACGGCCCGGCGUGAUCCAAUGAACAGACUCGAGCGUGCAUUACACAAUGGCUGCAGUACAAAAGGUUAUUGAUAUCAUGCCGGUAUAAUGCGUAAUCAGUGGUCAAUGUACCCAAGGCUGAUACAGCAGUUUGCCGUUGCCAUAAAUAGCACAAGAUAAACGGCGUCGGCGAUGCUCCAUGAUAAUGUACCCAACAUGGCAUACUCUGUCACCAUUUUAGGUCUGCUGGAUUUGCGGACGGUUCUCGUGGCCUGUGUCGUCUUUCUGACUCUGUCAUGGUUGAUCCGGAGACCACGUAACCUCCCCCCGGGUCCCUGGGGAUGGCCGCUCAUCGGCAGCCUCCCCACCCUGGCCAUGGCGCCCGGGGAUCCCCACGAGAUCUUCCAGCGUAUGGCCCAGAGGUACGGGCCUGUCUUCACUCUGAAUAUCCUGGGCCAGAGGCUUGUCCUGGUGCAUGGCUAUGAGGCCAUACGGGAAGCGUUCCAGCACCCAAGCCUUAGCGACAGACCUGAGCUGCACUUAGUUACACAAAUGUUGAACGGCUCCGAAGGAAUUGCCGCUGCAUCAGGUGAAAUCUGGAAAGAGCAGCGCAAACUAGCACUGAACGUCUUCAAAAACUUUGGCGUGGGCAAAUCGAGCUUCGAGGAUCAGAUAGCCACCGAGGCAGAGCACAUGAUGAACGAGAUGCACAAACUGGAAGGGAAAGCCUUCAACCCGGAUAAGCUCUUCAUGACAGCCGUGUCUGACAUCAUCGCCGUCGUGGUGUUCGGGAAGCGGUUCGAGUACGAUGACCCAGAGUUUCAGCGCAUUCUGGCCUCCAUUCACCGCAACUUGGAGCUCAUCGGCGCUGGAGCAGCCAUGCAGUUCCUUCCCAUCACCAAGUACCUGGGUUUCCUCCCGAGCAUGCAAGAGAUGCGGAAGAACAUCCAACUGGUAGUCAACUUCACCAAGAACAUCAUCGACAGGCACUUAAAGGAGUUUGAUUCGGACGAUAAACGGGACUUCAUGGACAUGUACAUCAGCGAAAUGAAGGAGAGGGAGAAGCAGAACACCAACACAGUCCUGAGUGUAGACAAUCUGAUCAGUGUCAUCAACGAUCUCUUCGUGGCGGGGACCGAGACUACGGCCACCACCCUCCGAUGGGGUCUGCUGUAUAUGAUCCUCCAUCCUGACGUCCAGGAGCGUGUCCAGCGAGAGAUUGAUGCCGUGGUGGGCCGCAACCGCCUGCCCAGAAUGUCCCACCGGUCAGAGCUGCCCUACACGGAGGCUGUUCUGCUGGAACUCCAGCGAAUCGGUAACAUCGUCCCCCUUGGUGUCCCGCACAGGGCGUCGGAAAACACCACCUUCCAGGGAUACACAAUUCCCAAGGACACGUUCAUCGUUGCUAAUCAUUGGGCCCUCCAUCGCGAUCCGAAACUCUUCCCAGAGCCGGAAAAGUUCAGUCCUGAGCGGUUCCUGAAUGCUGAUGGAGAGGCAGUGAAACCAGAGGAGCUGAUUCCUUUUAGCACGGGACGUCGUGUAUGUCUGGGUGAGCAACUAGCAAAGAUGGAGCUCUUUAUAUUUUUCACCUAUCUCUUGCACCAGUUCACCUUUAAAAAGCCUCAAGGAUCCCCGCCGAUCAACCUCAAGGGGCACCUUGGUAUCACCUUAGCGCCUGUACCUUUUGAAGUGUGUGCCAUUCCUCGUUAAAUAACCUUCUGGAGCAAAACUUGCAUUUUUGCUGUUGGAGGAAGUAGAAAAGAAAUUCGAAACUGAGAAAAUAUGCAAGCUGCAGUGAACAACGAGAUUUCCCGAGAAUACGAGACUUCGCACCUUCAUUUUCAUUUUUACAUACUUUUUAAUAAACGAAGCGUGUAAAUUGCAAAUGUGCGAUUUUGUGUGAGAGAAAAAUUUCAAGGUGUUGACUACCGGAGACAAUGCUUACUGGAUGAUUGCUUUCAAAUUGUGUGUGAGAAUCUAGAGUUUGAAUUUUACAAAGAUAUCUAUCUGAUCAACUGUCCUUCAAGCCACGUUUCAAACAAGUAGUAAAGACUGUAAUGUUUAUGCCGUAAAAUCACUCCAAAGUUACCCACCCCUGCCUUAUCAAUAAAGUUUUAUUUUUCCUCGCAAGGAAUUUGACGGCUUAUAUUGAAAAAAAAUCGCUUCAGUGAACAAGACCAAGAUCUACAAUAAAUCAAACGCAAAAUCAACAUUUUAAAGUAUCUUUGCAGAGAUUUGUCUCAAGAAGACACAGAAAAUACAUUAAUUUUCAACGACUUGUAAGGAUGGGUUCACUUUCUCUGAUUGCUUAUGUGUUAAGUUACGUCUACCUUCGUCGUUUGGCUUGUUUUCCGCACGAUAUUGCGACUUGGAGUACCGCAUGUCUCAUUGCCACUUAAUUUCCCACUUAGUCCAUCACUGGAGGUGAUUAUUUUAGUUUGAACAGGCUUAUGUGACAAACAAAAUUUUUGAACGAAAACAUGAGUAUGAGCCUCAAGCUGGACUAAGAGGGCACCAUCUAAUUAGCAACGGAGGUUCCUUUGGUAGGAACUGAACUUCACUGAUUCACGAACGACUAGGAAAUGCACGCGUUAUGGUCGCAUAGCAACUAACAAAAUACUCCCAACCAAUGUGAUCUUUUCAACCGAUGAGGGAGUGCUUCUGCUCCAGGUGGAUAGGGCAUACCUUUACGUUCCAGGUUCCUUAUUAGAUCACCGCAUAAAGAAGGAAGGUACAGCAAUUCCUUGGUCUGACUUGAUUUACUGCUGCAGCACCCUCAGUUCAUAUAAUUAUUAUUGGUCAUUAAACCACUAUUGUGACGUCACCCUAUUCAGUAAAGUGUCAAUUGUUUUUAAGAAUAUACAGUUAACUCUACAUUUUUAAAAAAUAAUGUACAGUUUUAAGAAUGUAGAGUGUGGACAUUCUUCAAAAGCGACUUGAUACACAAAAAAGCCCUUUUGACUUUAAAUUACAGCGUCAAACACCGUAAGAAAUGCUCUCAACAAUAAAGCAGAUUGUUUUAGACGUUCAGUACGGUUAACACUCAUUUUUUUGGAUUUGACGUGGUAACGUUUUCUGUUGAGAUUAGCGAUUUUCAAUUAAAGCGAACCGCU
This is a messenger RNA of Acanthaster planci (crown-of-thorns starfish), 5599 nucleotides long. Its product is annotated as cytochrome P450 2J4-like. The record is from RefSeq and is a predicted model, not a curated record. NCBI's taxonomy places the organism in Eukaryota, Metazoa, Echinodermata, Asteroidea, Valvatida, Acanthasteridae. Gene Ontology annotation, molecular function: oxidoreductase activity, acting on paired donors, with incorporation or reduction of molecular oxygen, reduced flavin or flavoprotein as one donor, and incorporation of one atom of oxygen; heme binding; iron ion binding.